Cercospora beticola is the source of this 2100-nucleotide messenger RNA. RefSeq names its product HET domain-containing protein. Lineage: Eukaryota; Fungi; Ascomycota; Dothideomycetes; Mycosphaerellales; Mycosphaerellaceae. The record is from RefSeq and is a predicted model, not a curated record.
AUGGCUGGUAUCUCGAAAACGAUAGAGGCACUCGAAGGUUCCGAGUCUAUGGAUCUACCCGCUGCAGGCGUGAAGAGAUUUGAGCAUACGCCGUUAGAGGAACCUGUGCAUGGCUCGUACGAGAUAAGGGUGCUCACCUUGUUCAAAGGGCAUCAUGGCGACAGGAUACACAUCAAUCUCAAGAAGCAGACAUUCGCUGAAGGCUCGAAGCCAGAAGACAUAGCGCCUCUUGAGCGAUGGGAAGCUCUGUCAUACACCUGGGGCGAAGAGAAUCAACCACACUGCGAUAUAUUGGUGGGAACUGAGAGUGAGAUCACGACUCUCGAGAUUAGGGAGAACCUCCACGCAGCUUUGCAGCAGCUCCGAUAUACAGAUUCCGAUAGAAGGCUGUGGAUAGAUGCGAUAUGUAUGGACCAAAGCGACACGCAGCAGUCGAAGAUAGAGAAGGCCUGGCAAAUACCGAUCAUGCACGACAUUUACCACGCUGCAGCAAGCACCAUCAUCUGGCUGGGCGAAGCCUGUGAAGCUAGUGACCUCGCCAUAGACUUCUUGAAGGACCUCGGACGCUCAUUUGUCUUCGAUCCUAUCACAUAUGAGGCACGAGUGCAUGAAAGCGCUCCGAAACAUGUCACCCAGCUCCAUGCAGAUUGGCCCAACUUUGCCUGGCAUUCACCGCAGCACAGGAGCAUAUGUGCGUUAUUUGCCAGAAAUUGGUUCGGUCGAGUCUGGAUUCGUCAGGAAGCUUUUGCUGCAUCCGACUCUAGCUCCGUCAUGUGCGGAUCGAGCAUCAUACAACUGACAGAUUUUCGGAAUGCGGUACAAUACCUAGCAGUGCGAGGCCUGGACGUUCGAAGCCCCACCCACUCGGAUGAUCUUACUCGGCUAGGUCUUGUGUUGUCUGUAUUACAGCAAGCAUAUGCCAGUAUCUUCAAUAUCAUGGAUCGCAUUCGUGCUGGCGAGUGCGCGAGACCGCAAGACAAGAUCUACGGUUGUUUUGGAAUGAUCAAGAUUGCCAGUGGUCCACGAUUUACGUCGACUAUUCCAACUAAUUAUCCUCAUGAAUUGGACUUGUUCAAGACAUUCUUCUUGCGGUAUCUCGAACAGUUCAACACGACCAGAUUACUUCGUGACGCGGGGCUAUGCCAACGCUCCGAUCUUGGUGGCCCUUCGUGGGUCCCAGAUUGGCUUAAGGACUUUGCAAAACUGGAUCUAAGUUUGGAAUGUGCUGCAUCACAUGGUAUGCGAGCAGAAGCAGAGUUCAUGGGCUCUGGCAUUCUACGAGUGAAAGGGUGUUUCGCGGCCGAGAUCACCGAAGUCGAAUGUCUGCGACACGUCAGAGAAUUAUCGUCUGACAAUUUCAAUGAAGCAUAUGCAGAGCUGUCGCGUCUCAUGCGGAAACAUCUGGACGUGGGAGAUGAAGACCAGAUGCAGGGAUUCGUGAGGGCACUAACUUGCCCGCUGAAUGCGCUUCGCGUGCCACUCGAGCGCUUGCACGGCAAGAGAAGAGACAUCUAUGAGCUGGCGAAAGCGGCGAUGCAUCCAGAGAGGUUCCAGCAUGGUCUUGCCAGUCGACUGAAAGAACCCGGUUCUCUCAACGACUUUCAAAGUUGUAUACGCUUCUUCAUGCAGUAUCAGCUUCCUUUCGUGUUCACCGAGAACGGCAAAGUUGGAAUAGGUGCAGAUGGCACACAGUCAGGAGACCUGGUCGUUGCCUUACUUGGAAGCACAAACUUGUCGCUCUUGCGACCGACAGAAAGAGACCUGGUGUCGGGUGAACAACAUCAUCAGCUCGUUGGGUUUUGUUUCAUGCAUGGAUACAACUGGGGCGAGGCUUUGCUGGGUCCGCUGCCAGAAGGCGCCACUGCGGUGCCUCGUCUCAAUCCAGAGCGUGGGGUCUACAAUCCGCAUUACUUCGAUCCCAGCACCGGGCAAGCCAACUUUUGGGACCCUAGAAUCGAUUGGGAGCAAUUGACACCCAGAUCAGAUGAGCCAGCUUGGACUAUUAAUGCACCCCCUGGAGAACCGAGAAGGAAAGUGCCAGAUUCUGAAUACUUCCUGUCGCAGCACAAUGCCAAACUGGUCGAUAUUUACUUGGAGUAG